Messenger RNA from Adineta ricciae, 609 nucleotides. NCBI's taxonomy places the organism in Eukaryota, Metazoa, Rotifera, Eurotatoria, Adinetida, Adinetidae. The record is from the annotation of a GenBank genome assembly.
AUGGAUGUGCAAGUUAAAACACGGCAAGACAAUCUUCCCAUGAAAAAUCGUUUACAUACCAUAUUACUCUCUAUUUUGGUUUCGAUCGUGACAAUAACAUUCAUUCUAGUAGCAGUGACGUUGAGUGUGGUUAGUUAUCAAAAGAAGAAGGAGAAUGAAAGCAUCAUGGCAACAACUUCAACAUCAGUGGUGAUAAAACAUUUGGUGGAUACGGUUAAUUCCACUCAAUUAAUGUUUCAUUUAGCACAAUUACAAACAAUCGCCGAUCAGAAUGGAGGCACACGUUCUCUCGGAUCAGCAGGUUUUCAGGCAACUGUCGAUUAUAUUGAAGCACAACUGAAAUCGAAAACGGAUUUUCGUGUUUUUAAAGAAGAAUUCAUGGUACCUACCAGUCUGAAACGUGAACCAAUGCUCGUUUCUACUAUUUCUGGUGUUGAGAAAAAUUAUAAAUAUGACAUCGNUGGUACCCAUGAAAUUUUUCAGCUUGACAUUCGGCUGCAAAAGUGUAAUCCGAAGUCAAAUCCAACGGCGUCAAUUUACUGCUACUCCAUCCGUUGGUAUCGAUAUUUUCUUGUAAACAAACGACAUCUGGAUGAUGAGCGAGAAUAA